CAGAGGCACUAACCCGCAGAUCGGCCACCUCUCCCAGCGGAACACAGCGGCGUGGACUGGCCCUUUAAGAGGGAUAAAGGCGACAGCUCCGCACGAGCCGAGCGCAUCGAUGCCGCGCUUUACAUUUCAUCAGUAAUUUGCACGGCUGCGGCAGGGAUAAUUUAACAUUAUCGUGCUUAAUACAUAUUAAUUCACAGGAAGUGUAUUUGAACGUUUUAAAUCCCGGAAGGAGAAAUGUGACGCUGUGUCCAGCCUGUUUGCUCUCUGGUGCGAAAUUGAUCCGGACAUCCUGUACACCAGCCAGGCAGUGAGUGCCCCCUCAUCUCGUCCCAGAGGGCUUCACUUAAAAAAAUAAAUAAUAAUGGAAGACAAACGCAAGAAGCGCAGCCCAAAGGUGUCUCUCCCGCAGCCCCCUCCUCCCCCCAUCAACCCCCGCAAACUGUCCGUUCUGCCUGCCAGCAAAAGUGCUACCUUCUCCCUCGGACUGCCGCAGCCUCCCUCCCCCAAGAACAGAGGCAAGUAUAAGAGGUCCAUAGGUGCACCGGGACAGCCCAAAGAGGUGUUCACAGCCGUCGUAGCUCCACCAAAGACCACCAGGCCCCACAAGGAGAAGCCCAGGGCCCCCCAGCCAGCAGGGCCCAGUAAAGUAGUCCAGUCGUCACCCUUGCAGCACUCCUUUCUCACAGACGUCUCAGAUGUGAGAGAGAUGGAGGGAGGGCUUCUCAACCUCCUCAACGACUUCCACUCAGGCAAACUACAGGCUUUCGGUAAGGUAUGCUCCUUUGAGCAGCUGGAGCAUGUGCGUGAGAUGCAGGAGAAGCUUGCACGAUUACACUUCAGCCUCGACAGCCAUGUGGAGGAGCUUUCAGAGGACCAGAGGAAGUGUGCCUCUGACCACAACCUGGAACACCUGCUCAGUAACCUGGAGGAGCUCAGCACCUCAAUACAAAAGCUCCACUUGGCUGAGAACCAGGACCUGCCCAAGACAUCUGGUCCCUGACAAAGUGAGGUGUGGAGGAUGGCGACCAAACACUCAUCUUCUCCCAACAUCCAACCAGUCCAGGUUGCCAUGGCAUUGAUCCAGCUGCCUUAGUAACAGAAUGGAAAGAUCCACAGGAGGAGGGGCUAUUUUUUCCAUUUGGUCAGUGAAGCCCAGGGAAUGAUACAGUGACUCAAAGCAGCUGAGCAUUAAAUGAACACUCAACCAAAAUCAUAAACCCCUCAUUCAUGACUGCACAAGAAAUGAUCAGAGGGUUUACUAAACAGUUGUAGGAGAAGAAAACAUUUAGCAAGUUUUGAACAUUUUUGUGGCAUCAACUAGCUUCGGUUCAGUUGGUAGUUACAUCUUUUGGUAACAAAUAACUGAAUACAAGUGAGUGUAGUUGUUGAUCCUUUGUUCCCUUUACAAAAAGCACAUUUCAGAGAGUUUAAAACUUUAUAUUGCGUUUCUUUAUUUCAUGUUAUGCCUGUUCUUUUGUAUAAUUUUGGAUGGUAUAUGUCUCUGUCAACAAAGGUAAGAAAUAUGAGCCAUACUUACAUAGCAAGUAGCAAACGUAUUUGGCCCUUGACAACACCACUGUGGUUAGCUCUGAAGUUUGAAGGGAGUAUUCACUUUUGCUAUUAUUCUGAAUGCACACUUUCAUUUUUAUAUAUCUGCAAAAAGUUUAAUACUGGAAAACGGACUGGAUUUAAUAUCUGGGUGACCCUUUCUUAUUAAAAAGGGACUAUGUGAGGACACCUAAGGCUCAAAAUGGGUGUUUCAUUUACUUAUGCUGUAUGUAAAAUAGUUGAUGAUGUUUUGCCAAUGUGUAGUAUACUGUAUUUGCUGACACUGAUGGUUUAAAAUAAUUUACUGUUAGUAGGACAAUUUUGUCUAUUUUGUCCGUGCUUCUUAAGGAUUUCCUUUAGGUUUUAUUUUUAUAAAUGAAGGCCCAGUAGCAGCAUCCCUCCAAGCACAAUCUACUCCACCCUGCUACUGAAAUGUCCCUGCAUGUAACGUGUAGGUUACACAGAGUCUGUCCAGUCCGACACUGUGUUGGCUAGCACAUCCACAGAGUAAUGCAGCUGGUAUAAAUCUCUGUGUGGUACUAUUUCAAAAUGGCAGCUACUUUCAUAGUUAAAGAUUUAGGGGCUGAGAUUAUGAUUUGCAUUGUAUUUAACUCCAAACUUGGCAGCACUGUACCUUGGCCAUAAUAUUUAAUCACUGACAAGCCAAUUAAAGUGAUAUUAGUGUUCAAUCCAAACAUCAAAGUAUGUCAAAGCAUUGGUGCAUUUGGUUAUUAAAUAUGAACAAGUCUUUUGUACUGCUUGCUAAGCCUACCUCUUAUCCAAGGCCUUGGAACAUGUGAUACAUUUCUUAUUCUGGUUAGUCCAUCAAAGAUCUUUCACAGUCAGACAUUUGUUAUUUUACAUAUUAAGAGGAGAGGAAAUUCACCAGAAGACUGGCUGUACACACAACAUGCCAUAGGAAUUAGGUACAGUCAAAACAACAGAAAAGUUGUGAAGAAUCUCAUGUGUAUUCAGUGAUUAUACUGUAAAUACCGCAAAUAAAGGUAAUUUAUGGAA
Molecule: messenger RNA, 2565 nt
Organism: Seriola dumerili (greater amberjack)
Lineage: Eukaryota; Metazoa; Chordata; Actinopteri; Carangiformes; Carangidae
Gene: ccdc28b
Product: coiled-coil domain-containing protein 28B-like
Exons: 6
Coding region: 362-1000 (212 amino acids)
Source: RefSeq, a predicted model, not a curated record